Molecule: messenger RNA, 2680 nt
Organism: Galdieria sulphuraria
Lineage: Eukaryota; Rhodophyta; Bangiophyceae; Galdieriales; Galdieriaceae
Product: [pt] phycobilisome core-membrane linker protein (ApcE)
Exons: 1
Coding region: 6-2597 (863 amino acids)
Biological process (GO): photosynthesis
Cellular component (GO): phycobilisome
Source: RefSeq, a predicted model, not a curated record
AUGCGAUGACAACAAGAAAAACUAGUGGUUUGGUAUCAAUUAAUACACAGUUAUAUAAAACUACACCCAUUCAAAGUAUUCUUCAAGCAGAACAACAGGAUAGAUUUUUACAGCCAACAGAAUUAAACCAAUUACUAAGCUAUAUGAAAAGUGGAGUAUUAAGAUUAGAAAUUGCUGAAACUUUAAGUAAAAACUCUACUAACAUUGUCAAUGCUGCCAGUAAUAGAAUAUUUGUUGGUGGUUCACCAUUGUCUUAUUUAGAAAAACCUGAAGAAUCAAUAGAUAUUACUACUAUUAAUACUAAAAAUACUAAAUUUGUUUUUUCUAAUAUUUUUAAAAACCUAUUUAGUAAUGAAGAUAGUAUUCCCGCUGGCUUUAAACCAAUUAGUAUAGUAAAAUAUGGUUCUAAUAAAAUGCGUAAAUCUUUAAGAGAUUUAGAUUGGUUUUUACGUUAUUUAAGCUAUGCGAUAGUUAUAGGCGAUCCUAAUAUUUUAGCAGUAAAUAUAAAAGGUUUGAGAGAAAUUAUCGAAAAUGCCUGUUCAACUGCUGCUACUAUUGUCGCACUAAGAACAAUGAAACGUACUUGUAUAAAACUUUUUUCUUCUAAUCCAGAAGCAGAAUCUAUAAUUAAUCAAUAUUUUAAUGUUAUUAUCCAAGAAUUUGAAGCACCAUCUUUGAGUGAUAGAAUUAGGAAAAGAGAUUCUGCUGAUCUGCAAGGCCUAAGAUUACCACAAACUUACUUUUUAUCUAGUUCAACACAAUUUAAAUAUGUAAUGAAACCUAAUCUAUCUGCAGAAGAAAAAAAUGCAAUAGUUAGAGCAGCAUACCGUCAAGUUUUUGAGCGUGAUAUCGUUAAAGCUUAUAGUUUAUCCUUAAGUAAAAUGGAAUCUAGAGUUAAAAUUGGUCAAAUUUCAAUGAAAGAGUUUAUUAGAGCCCUAGGAAAAUCUUCAUUAUAUAGAAAGGAAUUUUUUGACCCUUUUGUUAACAGUAGAGCAGUUGAGUUAGCUUUUAGACAUUUAUUAGGUAGGGGUAUAAGUUCGUUAGAAGAGUUUCAAAAAUAUUUUGCUAUUGUCUCACAAGAAGGUUUAGGUGGGAUGGUUGAUAGUCUAAUUAAUUCUAAAGAAUAUAGUGAUUAUUUUGGUGAAGAAACUGUACCUUACUUAAGAAGUUUAGGAGAAGAAGCUCAAGAAUGUAGAAAUUGGGGAGUUCAAAUCAAAUUAUUUAAUUAUAGUGCACGUUUUCAAAAGAAACCUCAGUUUAUUACAUUAUUUAAAGAUUAUGAAACACCUUUACCUGACCAACAUCCCUAUGGUAAUUCCAAUGAUCCAUUAGGUAUUCAAUUUGGAGCUAUUUUUUCCAAAAAAACAAGUACAGCCUUUGUUAAUAAAGAUGUACGUAGGAUUUUAAUAUAUAAGGGAGCUGCUAUUGAAAAUCAAUUAAGUAGGCCUUUAAAACUUAAUGGAUACAAAGAAUUAAAUUCAUAUAAUUUACAAAUUAUUAAGCACUCAGAUAAUAGUAUUGAAAGUGUUAUUAGAGCAUGUUAUUUGAGAGUUUUUGGCCGUGAUCCGUAUACUGAAGAAAAACUAAAUUUACAACCUAUAGAAAAUCAGUUUAGAGAUAAAUCUAUAUCGAUUAAAGAAUUAAUCAGAGCUUUAAGCAAGUCGGAUUUGUUUAGAAAACUCUAUUGGACACCAUUAUACAUAUGUAAAUCUAUUGAGUAUAUACAUAUCAGAUUAUUGGGACGCCCUACAUAUGGACGUAAAGAAAUAAAUAAUUAUUUUAACCUAGCAUCUCAAGGCGGGUUUUACAAAUUAAUUGAUGCAAUAAUAGAUUCUGAAGAAUAUAAUCAAGUAUUUGGAGAUAAUAUAAUUCCUUAUGAGAGGUAUUUAACUCCAUAUAAUUUAAGUUUAGGUACAUUAAGAGUACAUUCUAUAAAAGAAAAAUUUAAAAAAUCUCAUUCAACUAUAGAUAAAAAUUUUGUUGAAUUAGGUACAGUAAAAGAAAUCAGAAGCAAAAAUAAUAUUACUAUGAAAUUAAAGCAGGGAGUUUCUAAACGAAGAGAACAAACAGUAAUUUUUGCUCGUCAUAGUAAUAAUAAUCAAUCUUCUUUGGAGCAACUAAUUAAGGCAGCAUAUCGACAAGUUUUUGAACGUGAUAUUGAUCCUUAUAGUAUAGGCAGAGAAUUUUACUUGCUAGAGAAUUUAUUUUAUACUGGCUCUUUGACUGUGAAAGAAUUUGUUCAACAUUUAGGUCAAUCUGAAUUAUAUAGAAAAGAAUUUUUUGAACCUUAUCCUAAUACGAAAGUUAUUGAAUUGGGCACUAAACACUUUCUAGGUAGAGCACCAAAAGAUCAAGGAGAAAUUAGGUUUUAUAAUCAAAUUCUAGCUUCUCAAGGAUUAAAGUUUUUUGUUGAUAAUUUAAUCAACAGUCAAGAAUAUAUUGAAGUUUUUGGUGAUAAUAUUGUUCCUUAUAGAAGAUUUCCAACCUUACCUGCUGGAACUUUUCCUAAUACUGAAAUUUUAUACAAUAAUCUUACAAAACAGAAAUUUUUCAUGGUUAUGCCAAGUUAUAAGAACAGAAAAUUAUUAUCAGUAUAGUAGGAGAAUAUAAUCAAAAUUCUCCUUGUAAAAAAGGGUAUGUCUGAAUAAUUACUAUAGUUAAUGAACUUAUUAACUAUAGU